AUGUUUUGGCAACAAACAAUUAUAUGGAUUGCCUUUAAUACGCAGGGUCAGAUUAUCAACGUUUUUGUGGGUCAGUGUGGAUCACAAAUGAGCAGCGCUUUUUGGGAACUCUUCUGCAUCGAACACGGUAUAGAUCCUGAGGGAUGUCCUGUCUUUUGGGAGGGUCAAAGUGGAGAUGAUUUGGAUGAGGGACGCGAUGUUUUCUUUGAAGAAACAGAAUCGGGUGGAUUUUCACCAAGGACGGUCAUAAUGGACACCGAGCCGCUUGUGAUUGACGAGAUAAGAGCGGGCGUCUAUCGAAGCCUUUUCAAUCCCCAACGGCUAUUAAGUGGAUCAGAAGAUGGAGCGGGAAAUUUCGCGCGUGGUUUCUACCAACUUGCCGCACAACACGCACCUCAAUUCGCCGCUACGCUGCGUCGGGUUGCUGAGACCUGUGACUUACUGGAGGGGAUUUGCUUUUUCCACUCAUAUGGAGGGGGAACGGGUUCUGGUCUCUUAAUGGAAACGCUGAAACCUUCUUUUACAGCUCUCCACGAUACAAUCGAUGGGGAAUAUCCCAAAGCAAAUAAAUUUGAUCUCGGCGUUUACCCUGACUACGACCAGGCUCUCUCCGUCCUAGAGCCCUACAAUGCUGUCCUUGGAGCUGCAAGUCCGUACAAACCGGACUGUAUCUCUCUCGUCCUUCAAAAUCGUGCUAUUAUGGACAUUUAUGAGCGUGAACUGAACGUGGCCUGUGUAACAUACUCACACAUAAAUCGACUUCUUGCUCAGGUUUACAGUGGAAUAACAGCUGGAUUUAGAUUUUACUCGUCACUGACAUCAACUUUGGUCGAACUGCAGACAAACCUGAUCCCCUACCCAAGUAUGCACUACCUCAUGAGCAGCUUCUACCCGCUUAUGAGUCCGGCUGUGUAUGAUAGUACAAGUGAGUCUUCUCAUGCCUAUCCCAAUUGUUGCUCUGACUACACAAGUGAUGCAGCGCUUACCGGUGCUCUGGACGCUGUCUUGUACAAUUAUUCUGCAGAAUUGAGUGCUGAAAUGCUUCUUCAAGAGGCUCUAUCCGACCGAUUUCAACUUGCAUUGGGCGUGUCUCCCAUUGAAGACUCCGUGACGCUUUCCUGUGCCCUGCUCUAUCGUGGAGAUGUGACACCAUCGGUCAUCAAUGCGGCAGUUGACGAGUGGAAACGAUCAGGCAGACUCAAGUUCGCUGAUUGGAGUCCGUGUGGCUACAAGGCGAGUGACCUUAUUGGAUGCUGUCGACAACCAAUGGUAGUUAUAAAGGCCACUGGAAUGGUUUCAACACCUCUCUGCAUCACCGCUCUCUACAACGGAACACUGGUGAAAUCCACUCUCACUGGAAUUGGGAAUGACUUCAUUGCAUUGAAGAAUAGAAAGGCAUUUUACUAUUGGUAUCUCUAUGAAGGCAUGGAGGAAUGCGAAUUCGAUGAGGCUUUGAACGACUUCCAGUCACUAAUGCAGGACUAUGAAAUCAUUGAUGAGUCAGCUAGAAAGGCUCGAAAAAAGGUGGAGUUACAUUGCUAA
Hydatigera taeniaeformis is the source of this 1542-nucleotide messenger RNA. Lineage: Eukaryota; Metazoa; Platyhelminthes; Cestoda; Cyclophyllidea; Taeniidae. The record is from the annotation of a GenBank genome assembly.